AUGGCUGUGGCACAAAAGAUUUGGACAUUUUCACUUCCAUGGGUUGAAGAUCUUGCAGCAAAAGAGCAUGAUGAGAGACUCACCAGUCAUAAAAGAGAUCAAUGCAGUCAGCGAAUGAUGUUUGCUUGGGAAACAACAUGCCAACCAUUUUCGUCCGAAAAAUCUUGGAGAGCUAAAAAGUCAUUAGAGCUAAUACAUACAGAUGUAUGUGGUCCGAUGCGUACUCCAUUACAUGAACAAAACAAUGGUUGCAAUAUCAAAACUAUCAGAAGCGGCAGAGGCAAAGGAUAUACAUCAAAUGAAUUCAAUAAAUUUUGUGAAGAUGAAGGAAUGGAGCAUCAACUUACAGUUGGAUACGUGCCUGAACAAAAUGGCGUGUUAGAAAGAAAGAAUAGAACAGUAAUGGAGACAACUAGAGCUAUGCUAAUGGAGAAAAGUCUUCUAAACACUUUCUGGGCAGAAGCAGUAAGCACUGUAGUCUACCUACUAAAUCAAUGUCCGGCUAAAUCUAUGCAAGAUAAAAUCCUGCUCGUGUUCAAGGAUUCCAGCUUAGUUUCUUUAACUACCUGCUCCCCUGGAGUUUUUAGCUUGGGUGCUAUUUUGAGCUUUGCAGUCAUUGCUCCCACUGGUUGUUCAGCUAGGAAUGACGAAAAUACCCGUCACACCCAGUACCUACGGUUCCCGUCUCGAAAGGGGUGGGAAUUAAUUGCUCAAUCUAGUAAUCGGGUCGGGUACGGGUAA
Molecule: messenger RNA, 741 nt
Organism: Olea europaea var. sylvestris
Lineage: Eukaryota; Viridiplantae; Streptophyta; Magnoliopsida; Lamiales; Oleaceae
Exons: 4
Coding region: 1-741 (246 amino acids)
Biological process (GO): DNA integration
Molecular function (GO): nucleic acid binding
Source: RefSeq, a predicted model, not a curated record